AUGGAGACUCAAAGUAAAGACGGCAGGCCACCAAAACGGGUUAGCAGUAGAAGAUAUAGAAUUAAUGAUUUGCAGAUUGAGGAAUGGCUUGAAGAAUUAGAAGAAGAAAACGAGUUUAGCGAUUUUGAUGAUUCGGUAGAAGAUCCUAAUUAUGUGGAAGGGAAUGUUCUCGAGCAGCAAGAGGUACUCGAAAAAUUUGAGGAACAGAAUGCCCAAUCGAAUGAAAGUAAUUUCGACUCUGAAGAGGAAGAGCCCCUUAGCUCUUUAGCUUCUCGGGAUCAAGGUGGUCAAAACUACAUUGGGAAAAAUGGAUUUUUAUGGUCUAAGAAGGAAAUAGCGAGAACAAGCAGAACUCCUGCACAUAAUAUUAUUCAUGUGAAAUACAUGUUCAACAGAGGAGCUUGUUUUCAGAAGUAUUGA
Molecule: messenger RNA, 420 nt
Organism: Parnassius apollo (apollo)
Lineage: Eukaryota; Metazoa; Arthropoda; Insecta; Lepidoptera; Papilionidae
Source: the annotation of a GenBank genome assembly